GGAGUUUGUUUACGCCGCCGAAGUUGACAGCUCCGUUGGUGUGGGACGCCAGGCCGCGGACUUAGCCUCGCCGAGACCAGCCCAAGGCCACAAUAAAGGAGAAAGUGUGUAAGGCUGUAAUGCACUGAGGAGGACCAUGGAGUCCACCGACCACUCGGCAGAAGCAGACCCUUUGAAAAGCGGAGAGGAUGGCACCGCACCAUCGCCGGGGAUGCUGAAGAAGAAGAGCUGCAGGGAGAGUUUGGGUUUGGCUAAGCUGUCCCACUGGCGGACCGCCAUCUUCUUCCUCUCCUUGUUCCUCUGCCUCACCAUCGUGUUCGCUUUCUCAUUCGUCAUCCCCUGCCCAGUCAGACCUCAGUAUCUCAGCACCUGGAACAGGACUUUUCCCCAGGCCGACACCUAUGAUUUCUUGGCAAUUGAAGAUGCAAGCAGAGACAAAGUAAUGGACGUCAUAUUUGUCCUCAAAGACAAAGAAGGCAGUCAGAAUAAUACAUGUGAUUCUGCUGACCUGCCCACUCCAUGUGUGUUUGUGGUGGCUCUGGCAGGAACAGAUGGACAGACAUUGUGGGAGCGCCGGUUGGCCCCCGAGUACCAUUGGGCCCAGUGCAGUAUAGAUGAAGGGACAGACAAGGACUGGGGCUGUCUCCUGUCCCACUCUGACCAGCUCACAGCCAUUGACAAGUACACUGGUGAAGUCAAGUGGAAGCAGCCUCAGCCUCCCGGUCUAAGCAAGAGCCUUCCUGCCCUCAGCGUCCCAGAUUUGGAUGGGGACAAAGUCCAUGAAGUGGCUCUGGUGGCACGUGAUACCACACAGCUGGUAUUCCUCUCAGGAAAGACGGGGUUCCAGGUUGGAUCUGAGGUUGUUCUCGACUCAGCUGAGACGACCGGACUUCUCCUUCACACUACUGCCAAAAAUUCUCACUACGUACUGUUUCGGAGAGACACUGGCUUGUAUGGACUUGCUCUGCAGAAGAUCGCUGCCAAAGCAGGUGUAGAGGCCAGUCUUAGCGAAGACAAACACUGGGAGAGCAAAGCCAGUGCCCCAUUUGGCCUGGUACCUGUCUACAAGUCAGACUCACUGAGACACGUGCUGAAACUGGUGAAAAAAGGUGAUCUGUCAGACCUGCUGCUGGUGACCACGGACGAAGUCGUACUGAUCAGCGGAAAAGAUUUGCAAACACUGUGGAGAUUCAACACCAGUGGCGUCAUCAGUGAACCCUCCUUUGGUCACUUCAACAAGGAUGGGCUACUUGACGUGGUGGUUGAGGAAGACAUUGGAAACGCCACGAAGAGGGUGGUGAUUCUGGAUGGGAAGUCGGGUGGUGUGCUGUGGGAGGUCAGCCUACUGGCCAGUACCAACUCACCCAAACCAGCCUCGGUCCACACCAUCAACUCCAUCUCUGUCUUCAUGUUCUGGGGCCUCAUGCCCUCGGAGGCCAACUCGUCUGUACCGCUGGCGGAGGACCGCCGUUCCUACAUGCUUUAUCCUCACUUUGCUAAAGUUCUCCUGGAGUCUACUAAUGUCGUGGACCAUAUCGUUACAUUUAAAGCCACUUUACUGGAGCGCGGGCGCCACGCCUGCUACAUCCUGUUGACGAACACCGGCAGCGAGAGGUCAGACAGCGCGGUGGUCAUCAGCAAGCGGAAGCUGAAACAGGACGUGCCCACCAGCAGAGUGCUCCGCAUGGGCGGCGGCGGCGGCGAGACAAACGACGACAUUAAAGAGGUCUUCAACCGACUGCGCUUCAGCGACGACUGACACCGAGCGGCAUCGAAGCCCGCCGCACAUCCUAACUGCUGCAACCGAAUAGCUCUAGCUAACUGUAUGGUGGCUGAACUUGACUUUUGACAACCAAACUUGGGACGCUAGCUAUGACCGCCUUACAACCGCUUACAACCAAAUCCUUUUUUUGUUUUACACUUAACCUGGGUUGGCUUGAGUCGGAGGUAUUUCACCAUGAAUCACCAGUGGACGUGCACGCUAGCGGUCCGAGGUGUUCGGUGUGUACCGUGUUGAGGUCAACCUGCCCUAGCGUUGCUGCGGUCUCCUGACAAUCAAACUCCACAGACUGCUGUACUUGUUCUUCCUGCUGAGAAAUCCUUAAGGGGACUUGCUGCGUCGUCCCCUAGCACUUUUAAGCAUCCAUCCAUCCAAUGAGUUUACAGGGUCUUUGGCUGGAUUUUGGUUUUAAGAUUUGUGCAAGUAUAUGUCGCAAAAUGCUUUAAAAGGCAGAAAGGCCACGUCAACAGACGACUUUACUCUUUUCUAUGCAUUUCAAUCUCCAGCGUCCUUAAAGGACGGAUCCGCUCUGUGUUGAAGGGCUCCUGUCUGGCUUUGGUGGGUUUUCUUGUUGACUUGCUUCAGCUGUAUGAAAAUGUAAUGGCUUCAAAACAAAUGGAUGUCAGUUUUAUCAGUACCAAAAAAACAGAGGCCCCAAUUGCCCCUGAUUGAGUUUCUGCCAACUCGUGUUGUAAAUAUUAUUAUUAUUAUUUGUGUGGAAAGGAUUCUAUUAUUACCAACGUAGCCUUAAAGUUUAGAGGUACUGGAGUCGACAAUCGUAUUUAAUCAUGGGUGUUUAUUCGAGGUGAUCUUAAUAAUCCAAGAUGCUGUAACUGGUGAGGCCUUCGACAGACACUGAAAGAACCGCAGACCUGCUUUAAGACCUGCAACAGGAAGUUUAGAUAUUUUACACAGAUGCUGGAUUACUCAUGCAAAGCUCUUUUUAGGGUGUUUAUGCUGUUGAGCAUAUUGACGCCAUUUGGGUUUUUUCUGUCAUUUAAAACAUCGAACCUGUGGAACAGGCCCCUUGUCGGAGCAAACUUGAUUUUCUUUCUCUCUCUCAUUCGAUUUGUUUGAAUUUUAACGAUAAUAAACAUUUUACUUUUA
Lampris incognitus (smalleye Pacific opah) is the source of this 2887-nucleotide messenger RNA. It is a transcript of the gene fam234a, whose product is annotated as family with sequence similarity 234 member A. The coding region runs from base 137 to 1759 and encodes 540 amino acids. Lineage: Eukaryota; Metazoa; Chordata; Actinopteri; Lampriformes; Lampridae. Gene Ontology annotation, molecular function: protein binding. The record is from RefSeq and is a predicted model, not a curated record. The transcript is spliced from 12 exons.